AUGGUUGGGUUCCAGAGCGAGAAUAUGCCCGGGAACAACAAGUAUAAUGAAUAUAAUAACUCUGGUGCUUCCUCUGUUGAACGAUUCGUCGAAGGUGCUGCAGCAGCAGCAAAGGCUCUUAGUAAUGGAUAUAAAAGGGAAGAUGGAAAGCCUUUUAGACAACGGCUUUUGGUUGUGGCGAAUAGACUGCCAGUUUCUGCUGUUAGGAAAGGUGAGGAUUCUUGGUCAUUAGAGAUCAGUGCUGGCGGCUUGGUGAGUGCUCUUUUAGGUGUGAAGGAGUUUGAAGCGAGGUGGAUAGGUUGGGCCGGGGUCAAUGUGCCAGACGAGGUUGGACAGAAGACACUCACUGAAGCAUUGGCUGAAAAGAGGUGUAUCCCUGUAUUUCUUACUGAAGAGAUUGUUCAUCAGUACUAUAAUGGCUAUUGCAAUAACAUUUUGUGGCCCCUCUUUCAUUAUCUUGGACUUCCGCAAGAAGACCGUCUAGCAACAACUCGUGGUUUUCAAUCUCAGUUUGAAUCGUACCAAGUAGCAAACCAAAUGUUUGCUGAUGUUGUAAAUGAGGUCUAUGAAGAGGGAGAUAUUGUUUGGUGCCAUGAUUACCAUCUUAUGUUUCUACCACAAUGCUUAAAGAAAUUUAACAACAAAAUGAAAGUUGGCUGGUUUCUCCAUACCCCCUUUCCAUCUUCUGAAAUUCAUAGGACUCUGCCAUCUCGCACAGAGCUCCUCCGUGCAGUUCUUGCUGCUGACUUGGUUGGUUUUCACACCUAUGAUUAUGCACGACACUUUGUUAGUGCAUGUACUCGCAUUCUCGGACUUGAGGCCACACCAGAAGGGGUUGAGGAUCAAGGGAAAAUGACUCGAGUUGCUGCAUUUCCAAUUGGUAUAGACUCAGAACGAUUUAUACGGGCACUUGGCUCUUCUGAAGUUCAAGGUCCCAUCAAAGACUUACAAGAAAGAUUUAAAGGCAGAAAGGUAAUGUUAGGUGUUGAUCGCCUUGAUAUGAUUAAAGGAAUUCCUCAAAAACUUCUAGCUUUUGAAAAGUUCUUGGAAGAGAAUGUUGAUUGGCGAGAUAAAGUUGUUCUGCUUCAAAUUGCUGUGCCAACAAGAACAGAUGUUCCCGAGUAUCAAAAGCUUACAAGCCAGGUUCAUGAAAUUGUUGGACGCAUCAAUGGCAGAUUUGGAUCACUGACUGCUGUUCCUAUACAUCACCUGGAUCGCACUCUUGACUUUUAUGGACUAUGUGCUUUGUACGCAGUUACAGAUGUAGCACUUGUCACGUCUUUGAGGGAUGGAAUGAAUCUUGUCAGUUAUGAGUUUGUGGCCUGCCAAGAAAAAAAGAAGGGGGUUCUCAUUCUUAGUGAAUUCGCUGGUGCUGCUCAAUCUCUUGGUGCUGGGGCACUUCUGGUCAACCCCUGGAACAUCACAAAAGUUGCUGAAGCAAUUUCCAAAGCUCUGAACAUGCCAUCUGCAGAGAGAGAGAAGCGACACAGGCAUAACUUUCAUCAUGUAACAACACACACUGCACAGGAGUGGGCAGAAACUUUUGUAAGUGAGCUUAAUGAUACUGUUGUUGAAGCACAACUGAGGACAAAGCAAGUUCCACCACGGCUCCCAGCUGACAAGGCAAUUGAACAAUAUCUGACGUCAACCAAUCGGCUACUUAUUUUGGGAUUCAAUGGAACAUUAACUGAACCAGUUGAGAGAAAAGGUGAUCAGUUGAAAGAAAUGGAACUCUCAGUGCAUCCAGAACUGAAACUACCAUUGACGAAACUUUGCAGUGACCCAAAUACUACAGUUGUCGUGCUUAGUGGAAGUGAUAGACAAAUUCUAGAUGAAAACUUUAAAGAAUACGACACUUGGCUAGCAGCGGAGAAUGGAAUGUUUUUGAACUCUUCAAAUGGAGAAUGGAUGACCACAAUGCCAGAGCAACUGAAUAUGGAAUGGGUUGACAGCGUGAAGCAUAUUUUUGAGUACUUCACUGAAAGAACACCUCGCUCACAUUUUGAAGAAAGGGAAGCUUCACUUGUAUGGAACUACAGACAUGCAGAUGUUGAGUUUGGAAAACUUCAAGCAAGGGACAUGCUACAACAUCUUUGCACAGGUCCAAUUUCAAAUGCAUCAGUUGAAGUCGUUCAAGGGAGCCGAUCAGUUGAGGUCCGAGCUGCUGGUGUUACAAAGGGAGCAGCUAUUGACCGCAUCCUGGGGGAGAUAGUUCACUGUAAAUCCAUGACAACACCUAUUGAUUAUGUUCUCUGUAUAGGACAUUUUCUGGCGAAGCAGGAUGAAGAUAUAUACGACUUUUUUGAGCCAGAGCCUUCCUGUUUUGGUGCGAGUCUUCAAAGAAGCAAGUUAACAGAAGCAGCUAAGUUUGCUAAUGAGAAGGUAUCACCUAUGAAGAUCCCAUCGGGUAAAAAUGGAUUCAAGUCAACAAAUCAAAACAAGGGACAACGACCUGUCUCAAAUUCACCGAAGAAGACAUCUAAUAUUUUCAGCCGAACAGUGCGGAAGCCAGCUCCCGAAAAGAUCACUUGGAAUGUCCUUGACCUCAAGAAGGAGAAUUACUUCUCAUGCGCUGUUGGUAGAACUCAAACAAAUGCUCGCUUUACACUUCCGUCACCUGAUGAAGUUGCUGAGUUUCUGAAGGAACUUGCUAAUGCAUCUUCUCAUAAUAACUGA
Molecule: messenger RNA, 2676 nt
Organism: Vicia faba (fava bean)
Lineage: Eukaryota; Viridiplantae; Streptophyta; Magnoliopsida; Fabales; Fabaceae
Source: the annotation of a GenBank genome assembly